Molecule: messenger RNA, 2624 nt
Organism: Schistocerca nitens (vagrant locust)
Lineage: Eukaryota; Metazoa; Arthropoda; Insecta; Orthoptera; Acrididae
Product: probable cytochrome P450 301a1, mitochondrial
Exons: 12
Coding region: 110-1702 (530 amino acids)
Molecular function (GO): iron ion binding; monooxygenase activity; oxidoreductase activity, acting on paired donors, with incorporation or reduction of molecular oxygen
Source: RefSeq, a predicted model, not a curated record
GUUUAUUUAAAGCUACGCGCGAGCGACGCAGCACAGUAAUCAGCGAACGACCGAGCGCCGCGUGAGGUUUCUGUUGUUUGCUUUUACCGAGACUGAAUCAACGGCGGCCAUGUUGUCAGCAAGUCCGCGAUGCGGCCGACAGCUGGUGGUAGCACUGAGCAGAGGCCGCGCCACAGCGGCGGCGGCGGCAGUGGCGGAGAAGGGAACUACGGCGGAGCAGACGCAGGAGUGGCUGAGGGCGAAGCCCUUUGAGGAAAUGCCAGGGCCCAAACCACUGCCUAUCAUAGGAAACACGUGGAGAUUCCUGUUGCCAUCAGGAGACUACAAGACGACCGACAUGGCCGAGAUGAUGUUCCAGAUGCGCCAACAGUACGGAGACAUCGCCAAGCUGGUGGGCCUCCCGGGGAAGCCGCCGAUGGUCUUCUGCUUCAGCGCCAACGACGUGGAGAAGGUGUACCGCAAUGAGGGCCCGAGGCCGGUGCGCGACUCGAUUCAGUCCAUCAAAUACUACCGGGGAGUCGCCAGGAAGGACUGGUUUGGCGACAUCCAGGGCGUCGCCGCCACUCAGGGGGAGCAGUGGUACGAGUUCAGGAGGAGAGUCAACCAGCCCAUGAUGCAGCCGCGUUCCAGCAAGCUGUACGUUCCCGCCAUCGACCAGGUCACUCUCGACUUCACCGACAGAAUGCUGACCAUCAGAGACGAGAAUAUGAAGAUGCCUGGAGAUUUCACGAAUGAACUGAACAAGUGGGCGCUAGAAUCAAUUUCUGUGGUGGCUCUGGACACACGCCUUGGCUGUCUGGAUGGAAACCUCCCCCCAGACUCAGAACCCCAGCAAAUGAUCGAGGCGAUGCAUACCCUGUUCGACUGCAUGCUCAAACUGGACGUGAGGCCCUCGCCCUGGAAGUACAUCAGCACGCCGGCCUGGAGGCGCCUAGUCAAGUCGCAGGACUACUUCUACCACGUGGCAAUGAAACACAUCAACGAGGCGAUGGACCGAAUGAAGAAGCGAGGAGCAGAACAAGUGUCAGCUGGAGAACUCAGCGUGCUGGAGAGGUUGCUACUCUCCAACGACGACCCGCGCAUCGCCAUCGUGAUGGCCCUGGACAUGAUGGGAGCCGGCAUCGACACGACGGCCAACUCCGCUGCCACGGCGAUGUACUUCCUGAGCAAAAACCAGAGGGUCCAGGAGAAACUCUACCAGGAGCUGAGGGCGCAGCUCCCGGACUCACCCUCUCAGCCACUCACUGCCGACAAGUUGGAGGCCUGCAAGUACCUCAAAGCCUGCGUCAAGGAGGCCAUGAGACUGCAUCCUGUGGCGAUAGGGGGCAGCCGACAGGUCACAGUGGACAACCUGGUGCUCAGCAACUACCGUAUACCUCGAGGGGUUAACAUCAUGCUGGCCAACAUGGUGCUUACCAACUCGGACGAGCACUUCUCGCGGCCCUCCGAGUUCAUUCCCGAGCGGUGGCUCAAGGACGACGACUCUGCUCAGACGGCGCACCCAUUCGCCUUCAUGCCGUUCGGCUUCGGCCCCAGGAUGUGCAUCGGUCGCAGGUUUGCCGAGCUCGAGAUCUACACCUUACUGGCCAGGGUUGUGCGCCGCUUCAAACUGGAAUUUGAUGGCGAGAUGCGCUGGAGAACGACGGUGCUGCAUGUGCCAGUGACACCGCUCACCCUUAAGGUCACUGAAAGGGAGCAGUAGCUGUGACGCCACACCCACACCGAGCUGUUGCUGUGCAGCUGAACCACACACCUGUAGUGACUGCCAUUAACGCUGUGCAACAGUAUUCACUGUAUUCGUUUCUCAGUGUUUAUAUGCGAUUUUCCAUAGCUUUAUGUCAGCCCCAAAGUCGGGAAAUGAAACUGAUCUUACUUUUAUUUGAAUGAAUAUAACCAUAUUUACACCUUAUAUUUUGACAAAUAUAAGGUUGGAUACUUUUAUAUUUCUUAUUUGUGAAAAUAAAGAAGAGCAACAAUUAGUGGUAUUAUUACUGUAUGAUAAUCAAAAUAUAUCUUUUGGUUACAUAUGAAAUAACUAUAAUGUCCAGUGUUUUACAAAUUCAAAAUAUUUGAAGAAUGCCAUUAUGUAUAAGUAAAAAGGUGCUUCUGAGACAUAUUUUUACUGUUAAGAGUAGAAAAUCACCUUCAGCCGAUCUUUGUAUAUGCACAAAACCUACAAGGUAACGCUAUCUGGAAUAUUGUGCAAAUAAUUUCUCAUGUUUCAGAAAAUAAUUUCAACUGAUAUCAUUAUAGUAAACGUUUGCAGAAGAGGAAACUUUUGGGUCAAACACAUAAAAAAAACUUUUGUGAACAUGGAAAAUAAUCAUAUCUGUUAUAUGCUUGAGUCACAGAAUCAUCAAUUGCAGACAACAUGACAUAACAAAUCUGUCAAAUAUGUUCUUACAAUUGCCAAAGUCGCAGUGAAACUGACAGAUGGAUUGGUUGAUGUCUGCUUACAUAAGCAGUUUAGUGAUAUCUAUAAUGUAAAAGUUUAUUCAAGCAGUUACAUGUUACGGUUGUGUACAGGGUUCUGAUCACAUAACUACAUUUGUAAAGCUCAGCUGAAGAUGACUUUGUGAUCGAAAUUAGUCCCAACAAUAAAGAAUACUAGUAAUGACCCAGAA